GAGUGUGCGAGUGAGAGAGAGAGAGAGAGAGAGAGAGGGAGAGGGAGGGAGGGAGAGAGUGAUAGAGGAGAGACGGAGCGCAGGCUUUCAGAGCUCUCGGCGGGUGUGGAUGUAGAAGAACGAGUGUGAGUGGUGGCUUUCAUUGUGUUUGUCAUUUGGGACAGAGACGCUUGUCCUCCUCCUUGUCCUCCUCCACAACCGAUCUGUCCAUCCUCGUCCUCCAUCUCCACGGUCGAGAGAGACACACGGGAGGAGACGCCGCGCUGCCAGCUCGUGCCUGGCUGUAGAUUGUAGCGAUGAGUCGGCGGGAGGCGUUAGUGGGGAACCCGGUGCCAAGUGCUGUGCCAGAGGUUCGGGUCAACAGCACCGAGUCCUCCUCUCCCGGAGCGGCCGCGCCCAAAGAUGAGGCUUUCUCUAAACUCAAGGACAAGUUCAUGAACGAACUCAACAAAAUCCCACUGCCAUCAUGGGCCAUUGUGGCCAUUGCGUUCGUUGCUGUGGUCCUCGUCGUGUCCUGCUGCUUCUGCAUCUGCAAAAAGUGGAUAUUCAAGAAGAAGAACAAGAAAAAGGGCAAGGACAAGGGCAAGAACGCCAUCAACAUGAAGGACGUGAUAGACGGAAACAAGACAGAGGCUCUGAAGGACGAAGACGAAGUGGAGACCGGACUCUCAGAGGGUGAAAAGGAAGCUGAGCCUAAGGAGCAAGAAAAACUGGGCAAAUUACAAUACUCACUGGAUUACAAUUUCACCGAGAAUACGGUAAGAAACCCCAACUUGCAUCAGUAUUGUUUAAAGUGAUCACAAUAAUCACUGAAAAACCAAAACAGAAGAUAUCCUGACAGAUUAUUAAGAACACUCGGUCUAUCUAAUACAUAUAGACCACUUAAACUCUUUAAUGCUGCAGUCUGAUUGGCUCCUGGAUCACUUCCUGGAUUACAGGAAAUACUCCUAGUGUCGUUGAAUUUUGCAAAAGCUUUAAGUUAUCAAACAAGAGUCUGUUUUAAAGAAUUACUAGUUUGUCGACGGACUAAAGUCUGUUAUUGUUUGUUUGCACUGUCAAUCAUCAGCAUUUUUACAUUCACACACUUCAGGGUGUUAAAAUAGGCAGUCUAAGCGUAUUAGAACCCACUGAAUACAGGACGUUCUGAUAAUAGUUCUCUGAGUUUACUCCGCACACGGGGCACCAGUAACAUCGAUCUAUCUGGUUAUAAACCCCUCUCAUUAAUUAUGCUCGGAAUUGUAAUCUUAAUUGAGCCAUAAUUGUAAGAAAAAUGUCAACGAUA
Messenger RNA from Ictalurus furcatus (blue catfish), 1282 nucleotides. Its product is annotated as synaptotagmin-1-like. The coding region runs from base 297 to 797 and encodes 166 amino acids. The record is from RefSeq and is a predicted model, not a curated record. The transcript is spliced from 4 exons. Lineage: Eukaryota; Metazoa; Chordata; Actinopteri; Siluriformes; Ictaluridae.